Molecule: messenger RNA, 7939 nt
Organism: Xiphias gladius (swordfish)
Lineage: Eukaryota; Metazoa; Chordata; Actinopteri; Istiophoriformes; Xiphiidae
Gene: ncam1a
Product: neural cell adhesion molecule 1a
Exons: 22
Coding region: 193-2808 (871 amino acids)
Biological process (GO): cell-cell adhesion
Cellular component (GO): membrane
Molecular function (GO): protein binding
Source: RefSeq, a predicted model, not a curated record
GUCCGUGCUACGGCUGCUUCUUGUCACUCAUUGUGCCGCGAACACGGGUAGCGACAAGGACCAAAAUUCCUUCCGGUAGCAGUUCUUGUCCCUGGAAAGGCUGAUAUCUGCCCCCCCCUCCCUCUCAGGAGAGACACCUCGCUUGUUUAAAGUGCGUCUACUCUACAAGGAGAAUAUCUGUGACAUAUUACAAUGCUUCAAAUAAGGGACAUCAUCUGGGGAUUGCUAUUCAUUGGCUGCGCAGCCACCAUCCAGGUGGAAAUCAUGCCACCACAAGGAGAGAUCAGCGUAGGAGAGUCCAAAUUUUUCCUCUGCAAAGUGUUGGGAGAUGCGAAAGACAUAGACUGGUACGCCCCCAGUGGUGAGAAGAUCCUUCCCAACAGGCCAGACAUUUUUGUCAGCCAGACUGAUAACAUGAUGUCGACCCUCACCAUAUACCACGCCAAUGUGGACAGCGCUGGCAUCUACAAGUGCGUGGCAAAGAAUGGGGACAAGGAGGCCCAGGCCACAGUCCAAGUGAAGAUAUUCCAAAAGAUCACUUUCAAGAGUUCUCCUAGCCCACAAGAGUUCAGUGAAGGCGAUGAUGCUGACAUAGUCUGCGAUGUGGACAGUUCACCACCACCCACCAUCAUUUGGAAGCAUAAGGGCUCCAAGAUCCAAGUUGCCAAAGAUGUGCGAUUCAAAAUCAUGGAUAACGGCCACCUGCAGAUCCGCGGCAUCAAAAAGACAGAUGAGGGCAUGUACAACUGUGAGGCCCGUGUCAUGGCCAGGGGAGAAAUUGACUUCAGGAUGAUCAUGGUUGUUGUUAAUGUGCUUCCCACCAUCCGUGCCAGGCAGUCAGAUAUCAACGCUACAGCAGACAUUGGUAGCUCUGCUUUGUUGGCUUGUGAUGCAGAUGGCUUCCCUGAACCCACCGUCACCUGGGCACAUAACAACGUUGUCCUUGAAUCGGGUGAUAAGUACAGCCUGAAUGAGGAUGGUUCAGAAUUGGUAAUAAAAGAUGUCAAGAAAGUGGAUGAAGGUGAUUACACUUGCAUCGCUAAGAACAAGGCAGGAGAGAAAGCCGAGGAAGUCAGCCUGAACGUGUUCGUGCAACCCAAGAUUACCUACCUGAAUAACCAGACUGCCUCAGAGUUUGACGAACAAGUCACCCUGACCUGUGAGGCCUCGGGUGACCCCACACCCACCAUCUCCUGGAGUUUUGAAAACAGAGUGUUCACUGAAGGACAGCAGGCUUCUUGGACGCGACCAGACAAAUAUGAGAGUCUUGAUAGAAAUAUUGUGGUACGCAGCCAUGCACGGUUGUCCUCUCUCACCUUGAAAAACAUCCAGUUCACGUAUGCCGGCCAGUAUCUCUGCACCGCCAGCAACUCCAUCGGUCAGGACAACCAGCACAUGUACCUGGAAGUCCGCUAUGCUCCAAAGAUCCUGAGUCCAGUGAUGACGUUCACGUGGGAGGGGAACCCAGCCAACAUCAGCUGUGAGGUGGAGGCUCACCCAGGAGCCUCAGUCGUUUGGUUCAGAGACGGCCUCCAGCUGUCCACUACUAACAUUACCAACAUGAAGAUCUACAACACACCAACCAUCAGCUACCUGGAGAUUACCCCUGAUUCUGAGAGUGACUUUGGAAGCUACAACUGCACAGCAACCAAUGUGAUGGGCACAGAAUCCAAGGAGUUCCUUCUUAUCCAAGCAGAUGUGCCAUCAUCGCCUGAAAUUCAUCAAGUGGAACCUUUCUCCAGCACAGCAGUGGUAAAGUUUGAGGAGCCCGACUCCAUGGGUGGCGUGCCCGUUAUGAAGUACAGAUUGGAGUGGCGUUUGCCUGACCAGGAUUGGACUGGCAGGGUGUAUGAUGCCGAGGACGACAUGACCAGGAUCACCAUUUUUGACCUGAAACCAGACACCACCUAUGAAGUCAAGAUGUCCGCCAUCAACGGCAAGGGCGAAGGCGAGAGCAGCCCAGCCAGAACUUUCAAGACUGAGCCAAUCCGGUAUUCUUUCACAAUUUCAUCAGAGAUUCCACCCACUAUUGCUGCUACCAGUAUGGCCAGCAAAGGGGAACCCAGUGCUCCCAAACUAGAGGUCAAGGUCCAAAACAGAGGCAAUUCUCUUAAGGUCAACUGGAUCAAGCAGGACGAUGGUGGUUCCCCAAUUAAACAUUACCUGAUCAGAUACAAGGCUAAGCAUGUAUCUGACUGGAAACCAGAGAUCCGCCUUCCUCAUGGCAGUGAGUAUGUGGUGCUGAGCGGUCUGGACUGGAAUACCGAGUAUGAGGUUUACGUGGUGGCAGAAAAUCAGCAGGGCAAGUCUGAGCCUGGCAUCCUCUCCUUCAGAACAGCUACAGAGCCCACUACCAUCCCAGACACCAUGGACGGUGUCUCAGGCCUUGGCACUGGAGCCAUCGUUGGCAUCCUCAUUGUUGUCUUUUUCCUGCUGUUGGUGGGCGUGGACGUCACCUGCUACUUCCUCAACAAGUGUGGACUCCUCAUGUGCAUUGCUGUUAACUUCUGUGGGAAGGCCGGACCUGGUGCCAAGAGCAAGGACAUUGAGGAGGGCAAGGCAGCAUUCACGAAAGAUGAGUCUAAGGAGCCCAUUGUUGAGGUGAGAACAGAGGAAGAACACACCCCAAACCAAGAAGGAGGGGGUCCCACUGAGCCUAAUGAGACCACGCCUUUGACGGAACCUGACGGUAAAACUGUGAAGGAUGAUAACACCACAGGCGAGACAGAGGUGAAGAAUGCCACAGCCGAGGUGAAGACAGUUCCCAACGAGGCUCCCCAGACGAACGGCAACGAAAGUAAAGCGUAAUUUCCUCGCCCGAGAGCAUCAAGAAGUAAAGGGUGGUUGGGGUAGGAACGGUGGUAGGGUGUGGGUUUUUAAGGUUAAUCGAGGGGGGUCACAGUCACUGAAACCUCAAAGCAAUGUCACACACCACCCCAUUGCAUCAGAAAAAAAAACAACAAAAAGCAACAGAAAAGCUAAAAAAAGAAAUCAUGGGUCUUUUUCUACAGUUUCCUCUGACCAGGAAAAUGCAAGACCUCAUGCACAUGCCUUAGUUCCUUUUAUGUCAAUUUCUAUUUGUUUAAUUCUCACAGAAAAAAGCUAAAUUCAUUCUUGUAGUUCACCCUCUGUCUUGUAUGUAAUAUUAAAUUGAUAAACUGUUAAAUACAGAAAUUCAAAAACUAUUUUCCUCUAGAUAACCAUGGUUGGACUCUAGCUUUACUUCACAGAUUACUGCCUUCGUCAUGUACACACAUGUAAGACUGGUACAUUACCAAUAAUACUAUUCUUUAUGCAGUAUGGUCAUCAUCAUGGUAAUGGAUUGUGGGUCUUUUUUCCAUUGUUGAUAUUUUGUUGUGUUUAAAUGAUGUGCAGAUGUUACUGCCUAUUUAGCUUUUUUAAGGUGUUAUUUCCAGGGCUAGAGAUUAGAACAUUAGCAUGCCUGUUUUUGCAAAGUUACUGUAUUUCUGUACAUGUUGCUGUCAUUUGGUUCCUCUUUAGAUUUUUUUUUUUUUUUCUUAAAUGUUUUUCCCAUAUGGUUCUGGUACAGAAAUCAUGUUGCCCAAGCUAUGAGAAAUGGAAGAAGACACCGGAGAAAGAUUUAUCAUGCUGUCUAGGUUCAUGGGUCUCAACCCUGUCUCCCUAAAAAUUAUGUUUAUAUACUUUUGCCCGAUAUGUUUUGGAAGACAUGUAAUUGCUGCAUGGAUAAGGAUGACACACAAUGUUUUUCCAGUCCACAAAAUGCUGCGUACUUGUGCUGCACAUGAUUCGCAGGGAGGUGGGUGUACGGAGCACAGUACUUUGACACAGACAGUGUGGAUUUUGUCCCUUGUCCUGUUUGUUGUUAGGUUUAGCCUACUGUGAUAGUUUGGUUAAGGUUAGGGAAAGAUCAUGGUCGAGGUUAAGAGAAAGUAAACACAAAAACAAAUAAAAUGGAUUGUCGGUAUUCGUAUCGCAGGUAUGUUCAGCAUGAACAUUUUGUAACCUCAUUACAAAUGUUUCCUUAUUAUGUUGAUAAAGAACGUAAUCUGGAUGAUAUUAGGUUUCUUUCCAAAUACAUCUGCUGUUGCAAAUGAGCUGUAUAUGAACGUAAUUUUUAGGAAACAGGAUUGAGCUGGGUUUAGCAUAGAGAAAUGAUCACAUUUAGGAUUAUAGCUGCUUUCCUUCUUAGGGGCCGCAUCCCUCAAAGUCCAAUUGUGUCACAUUCCAGAAGAGAAAUUCUGACUUUCUUUGCCUAAAUUUGACGAAAACUGCUGUUGUAUUUUUUUUUUGUGUGUCUUAUCCACCUGCUUCCAGUCCUCAUCAGCUCCUUAAGUCAGAACAUUUUUUUGUGACCAAAUAUACCAGGUGUAUACACAUGGUCACUGGUAAAUAUAUUAUAUGAACUGGACCAAUGAAAAAGGAUACUAGAGGAUGUAAAUAAUGGAAGCCAGGCUUAAAGUUCACCGUUUGAUCAUGGUGGUAGCUAUGUAGUUCAAGUUAAUUAACUUAUAUGGAUACAUUUACCAGUAACAUCGUACACUGUUUGCCAGUUAUCUGAAACGAAACGCCAUAGCUGUGCCUGAACUAUGAACUAUCCCGGGCUGUUCAAGGGCAACUUCCUGCUUGUAAUUGUUGACGGAGUUGACGAGGACUACCCAUUAGGCUAGUGGCUCGGGGUGGGAAUUAGCAAUGAUGGGGAAUCCUCUGUAGACUGUCUCAUCUCAUCUCAGCCCACUGGCCUUCAGUGCCAUCCCUUGUAAACCCCACACUUGGGAGGAGGUGGCGCCUGUAGUGGGACCCAGUUUAUGUGUGCGUUGUUAAUAUAGUCAUUUGGUUUUCUUUAGGUUAAUGUGAGAACACACCUUUAUCUCCUUCUCUCUCUCUCACACGUACUCCUCAACUUUUCCAGGGGUUUCUUUUAAGCAUUUUGGACCAGUUCUUUACCUGACAGGUUUGGGCUUGACAGUGACUCAAAAGGCCAAAUGUGUUCUGUCAAAGCAAUUUCAGUCAGCAGGUUUGGACGGAGAAGUAGACAUGUUUGUUGAAAAAUAUAGCAUUGCCUUUAGCCUUUGCAGGCUUGUUGGCCAAACUAGUUGAAUCCUUGACACUCCGAUUUCCACCGCCUGCAAUUGGUCUUGAAUAUCACAGGACCAACCAUCUCUACUCCCCUGUCUGAUCCAUAACCUUUGCUUCCCUCCUCUAAUGUUCACUGCUUAUAAAUGAAAGGUCUGAAGGCUCAGCUUUCUGAGAUUUCUGUACCUCCGAGUGACCAAGUAUCUGAUCCCCUCAGCCAUGGUUUCUAACUUUCACCACAACUGCUAUCACCACCGUGCAAUUAAGUCUUUAGUUUGUGCCUACAGUAAUGUCACAUGUAUUGUAGGUUCAGUACAGUUUAUCACCUUAUUUUAAACCCACUUUAUCAUCAACAUUUUUUGCAGUUUGGAUGAGUUUCACCAGCAACAGAUUAUCUCUGUCCAUCUUACACUCAAGCAAAGUUUUUUAUCUGGUUUUUAAAUUUUUACUCUUGGUCUAUAAUGGAUAUUAAUAUUGGUAAAGAUAGAGAUUUGAAUUGUGCCCAUUGACUAUGGUUAUUUAGUAUACAACCUGCCAAUAUUUUAGCAUGCAUACUGGACAAAAAUACAUAGACAGAGGUCACUUUGUCACAAAUGCUCAGUAGAUAUUUGGUGAUGUAACCAAUGUGUUAAACUAAUAAAAAUAGAAAAGUCCUCUAAAACAAAAAAGCCCAAACUGUCCCAGGUCAUAAGGAUUCCUGCAGAAAAUUGUGCUGAGUAGCAGAACUGUGGCUUAAAUGGAAAGAUUAAUACUGAGUCAGUGUCUAUAAGUGAAUGUAUACACACAAGCCAUUAAGCAUAGCCUUUCAGUUGUUCUUUUUCCAACAAAACAAAACUGAAUAAAGAUUAAAUUCUGCCCCUUUUAACUAGCCAUGAAGGAAAUUGGUCUGUGGUGUUUAAAGGUCUCUUUAUGCAUAGAAAGUCAAUGAAAGGAGUUCAAAAUGUGUUCCUCAAGCCAUAGUAUGCUGCUGUGGAUUUGGAAGACAAAAAAGAAUUAGUCUGACUGUUUUUCUUUUUUUCUUUUUUUUUUGUACAGUGUUCCUCCUACUUUAGACUGCAAGCUAGUGCACUGUGAAUGUGUGAAUCCAUUGUGUCUUUUGUCAUAGAGUUGAGCAAAUAGUCUGAUUGUGAAAAGAUGUAGCUGAUAGUAUGCUUCAGAAUUCCCAACGCCAACGUACAGAGGUCUGACAGAAGCAAACUGGAAAGACACAGUGCCUUCAAAUUAAAAAUGGUGGCAUGGAUUCCAUUCCCCCUCAGUGUCUCCCCAUUAAAAGUUUCACAUCUCCAUCUUUCUGCCGAUGUGCUUUUUCAUUCACUGCAUUUCACAGUUGUAAAUUAAGCAAUGCUUUGUUUAAACUGUCUCGUAUAUUCUGAAUGGCUGCAUUAAUGUGUUUUGGUAUAUAUGAUGGUUUCUUUACACUGUCUUUGUUAAAGGAUCACUCUGGUUUAUUAUAAUGUGAUUCUUAUAUACAUGGGAUUGGCCGUCACUUCUGUCGUUAUGAUGAACACGGUACUCACCACGUUAAUCGCUGAACUCUCAUAAAUACAUUUUCCCAAAAAUGGAAAAGAACUGAAGGACUCAGUCUGAAAGGGAACCAAGAAUACCUAGACCUGAUCCAAAACCAACAUUUCGAGUGCACUCACCUUCGGUUUUAUCUCCAAACAAAUCAAAAAUAAUCUGGUUAAGGUGAUGGCUUGUUUACCACCAGUCUGACUGCUCCUGUCUCUCGUCCGAUCAGACUUUGUCGUAGCGGUGUCGCCAUGUUCCCAGAUCUCGCCAAUUGACUUGGUGAGUACGAUGCUGUCAUAACUGAUAGAAACGAUGGCCUAAAUGACACAAAUGAGUCCAGAGUUCUGAUAAAGUGGACUCAAAAGAAAAUAUUCAGACGGACUGACUCAUCAUCCUAGAAAACUAGCAUCACAUGAGAACAAUAUCUAGCAAACCAUCUUGUCAAAGCACAAGACACAGUGACACUUUGCUCAGGUCCCAUAUUUUCUAAAAUCUCUGAAAUUGUUGGAUUUGUCAGAUGCAAGCAUGCAAAAUAUAAAAGAAAUGGAAAUAACUAUCAUCGCAGUUUUUGAUAUGGAAAAAAUAAUGAAGGCUUCAUGUAUUGUAUUGAUCUUUUUUCAAGUGUUGUGAAACCUGUUCUGUUUCCCAAACUUUUUAUGUUUGCUUCAAAAGAAAACUGUUUUUGCCUCACAAAGCUCUGAAAUGUAAAAUUUUACUGUUUCUGCUGAAAUAUAGUGUGAAAAUGUCCAAAAAGAACCAUGUGAGUUUUUUGUUUUGUCCAAAAAAAAGGCUUGAAAUGCUCUGAAAUUGCAAAUGGGGGACCACUUUUUUCUGCAGGUUUACAUGAAAACUUUUUCUGCUCAUGUCACAGCUCCUUAAAUCCAUUUGUGGAGGACAUCAGGUCAACCAGUCCCCCUUGUUCAGAUACCUCAAAAAUGGAAGAAUCACACAGAGGCAGCUUUGCAGGCCGCCACUUGAUUCAGUCAGGAUAAAGACAGUUAGCAGAUUUUUCUUUUUUUCACCUUGCUCAGCAUUUGUGAGGAGGAGACAAAGCAACAUGAAUUUUUCAGGGUUUGAAAAAGAGAAAAAACAUCCCCUCAAGGUGCUCUGUCUCACAGUAAGACUCACCAACGCACAACGGCGUAACACCCAACUGCUUCAUAUUCAGUCAGACAGGAGACUCGCUCCUCUAUUGCCAACAGAUCAACUGUUAUUGAUCCAGGACUCCCUGUUCUGCAGCUCUUCUCUCUGUAAACAACAGCUCUCAGACAAGUAGGUCCAGAAUUUGGUAGGGUACCACUCCUCUGUCUGUCUGUCCACUGAUGCCGGUGUAAAUAUUGAAGACUAACUGAGGACAGAAGGAAAACACAUUUUG